Messenger RNA from Lottia gigantea (owl limpet), 1350 nucleotides. RefSeq lists its product as hypothetical. The record is from RefSeq and is a predicted model, not a curated record. The transcript has 5 exons. The coding region runs from base 1 to 1350 and encodes 449 amino acids. NCBI's taxonomy places the organism in Eukaryota, Metazoa, Mollusca, Gastropoda, Lottiidae.
AUGAACAGCAAAAUAAUCUGUGCUCUUCUAUAUUGUUUUGUGUCAUUUUCACAGCAAGUUCACCCUUAUCCUAAUUCAACAGACCCUAAUACUGGGCCCAGUUAUGCCGCAACAAAAAAUGAAAAUAAACCUCUGAUAGAGCCCAUGUCAUUCCCAAUGGAACAGUCAUCGUCAGGAGGAGCAGGAAUUGUUCAUCCAUUAGACAAUCAAGGUUCACCAGUUGCACAGCUGUCCACGAACCAAGAAACGGGAUCAAAUGGUCCACGACGAUAUUUCAUCGAAAGACCCGUCGCUUUACAAUUAGAACAGAAUCAGCGACCGGAUCAAAUAACCAGACUACUUUCUGGCAGAAAUCGGAUGCCCACAAGAUUUAGGGCCAAUUCUCGUGGAAAUCAACAAAUGAGACAAAAUGUACAAUAUCAAACAGUUGAACCCAACCCACGCCGUAUUAGACAACGUAAUGGUGGAAGACCAUUAGAAAAUCGGCAAUUUCAAGACAUAAGGCUGAGACAGCAACGACCGGCUGGUAAUCAAAUCAGAGGACAAAGAAACCCUGGACAGUCAUCUUUUCCUUUGCCAGCUGACCAAAUUGAUCCCAAACCCACACGAUUUGCGUCAUCACCAACGGAACUCAACCAUCCGGAAUACGAUACCAAAUACUAUUUGAUUGAGAUCCUUAUGGACAGACCAUCUUCAGCUGCGGAUCACACCGUGGAAACUUUACAAUCCAUAUUUACUAUAUUCCGUAGCAUGUCCAUCAAUGAUUUAGUCGCUGAGAAUGCUUAUAAGAUUGUUGGUAGACCGUGUGUCAUAUUCAUCGUGAAGGGAAAGAAAGGGUCACAAGAUAUUGCUUCAUCAAUAGAAAGAGUAACAAGAUCCUUGGAAAGAUUAGGCACAAAGGUUGAAACCAAGCUGUUGUACUCUCUGGAGGCAUUCGUAGAGUCAACAGCAACAAGGUUUAUGCCUCUGUCAAAUCUCGUACGAUCCACUCGAGCACCAGUACCUCAACUUAGCACCAACAACUUGUAUCUGUGUCGUAUGACUUUUGAUGGAACGGGCAUGGAUAAGAUAGAAUAUUUAAGUCAAACGCUUAACAGUACAUUAGAAAUGUUAGAAAGACGUGCAGAAGGCCAGGUUCGAUUUAAAGGUCACAAAAUCGCUGGAGGAUUACCAUUUGAGUUUCAGUAUAUUGGUAAUUUUAGUCCUGAUGGAAAUGAAAUGGCGGUGAUUGAUGCUAUACCUAUAUUACAUGCUGGAAACGCCAAGGUGAUUACGGAAGAAGUUCAAACUUUAGAUGAGUUGAUACAAAUAAUGAAGAACACACAGGCGGUGAACAUAGCUCGUGUAUAA